GUUUUACCUUCGCUUUCUCAUUACGACGCCGUCUUCACGCAUUGCCGAAGUUGACUACUUUAGAGUUUUCCUCUCUUUACUUGUUCCCACCUUUUCAUUCCUUGCUUUUUUCUGUAGGCUUUCUCAUGUUGUAAAUUAUAGCCAAAAAGAAAACUUUUCGUAUUUUUAAGUUCGGGUAUCUCUCUAUCUCUUUUCUGGGUAUUGAAUUUCUCAUGUAAAGAAGAUGUCUUUUAGCUGUGCUUCUGCGAUGUCGGAUUCAAAGAGUAGGACAUGCCUCUGCAGUCUCUUUGUUGUAGCUUCUUUGUUUUGUGGUGCUUAUUUCAUUGGUAGUGGAUUUAUCGCUAAGGAAUACAACGAUAGAUUGUCGAGAUGGGAGGUUAUUGAUAUGCUUCAGAGCUCGAAAUCUGCUAUGUGCAAGGUUCGGUGUCGGCCUCCUGGAAGCGAGGCAUUACCUGAAGGAAUUGUAGUCAAAACAUCAAACCUAGAAAUGAGACCUUUAUGGAGCGACACUGUGGAACCUGGUAAUCUAGAGCCAUCUGCAAACUUGUUAGCCAUUGCUGUUGGAAUUAAACAAAAGGAAAUUGUGGAUCGAAUCAUUAAAAAGUUUCCUGCAAGAGAUUUUGUUGUGAUGCUUUUCCACUAUGAUGGUGUUGUGGAUGAAUGGAGAGAUUUGGAAUGGAACGACCGGGCCAUACAUUUAUCUGCAGUGAAUCAAACAAAAUGGUGGUUUGCCAAACGUUUCUUGCAUCCGGAUAUAGUUUCCGAAUACAAGUAUGUAUUCCUCUGGGAUGAAGACCUUGGUGUAGAUAACUUUGAUCCGACACAAUAUUUGUCUAUUGUUGAAGAUGAGGGACUCGAGAUAUCACAACCUGCACUAGAUCCUGCUAAGUCCGACGUGCAUCAUCAAAUCACAGCACGCAAAAGGAACUCAAAAUUGCACAGAAGGAUAUACAAGUUUAAAGGCAGUGGAAGGUGCGAUAGCCGCAGCACUGCUCCUCCUUGUAUCGGAUGGGUGGAAAUGAUGGCCCCGGUGUUCUCAAGAGCUGCCUGGCGCUGUGCUUGGUAUAUGAUCCAGAAUGAUUUGAUCCAUGCUUGGGGCCUCGACAAGCAGCUCGGUUAUUGUGCACAAGGUGAUCGUAUGAAAAAUGUCGGAGUGGUUGAUGCCCAGUACAUAGUUCAUUUGGGUCUUCCAACACUAGGUGUCGUGGCCAAAACUGAGUUAAAUUCCACGCAAAUGAACAUUACUCGGACUCAGACGGAGCACCUCUCUAACCAAGAAGCAUCGGCACCAUCAGAAUCCCAUACAGUCGACAAUAGACCAGAAGUGAGAAGACAGUCCUUCAUCGAAAUGCAAACGUUCCGUAAAAGAUGGGAAAAUGCUGUCAAGGAAGACAAAUGUUGGAUUGACCCUUACCCACAAUCAUCACUUAACUAAAGCACCAACUUCAAACAUGUACGUCUUUUUCUCGUGGCGAAUUUGUGAGAGAUAACCGUAGUCAGUGAACAGCUUGGUAUAUGAAAUCACCAACUUCGGAACCACUGCGAGUAAAGGAGCCUUUUAUCAUAGAUAUUUGAUGCUCGUAAU
Molecule: messenger RNA, 1585 nt
Organism: Hibiscus syriacus
Lineage: Eukaryota; Viridiplantae; Streptophyta; Magnoliopsida; Malvales; Malvaceae
Exons: 15
Coding region: 224-1435 (403 amino acids)
Source: RefSeq, a predicted model, not a curated record